UGGAAACAUAACUUAGCUCAACAACGUUGUGGUUGGCCGUUUUAGCAAAGCAAAGAGAAUGGUUGUGUUUUAAAGGUCACAGUCGCAACAAAACAGGAGCGAAUGCAUAGGGUAUAAAAGGUGUCGCUGUAAUCUGAUCAACUCUAGUCAAGUCCGUUUCCAAGAUUUUUCAGUCCAGAACAAAUGGGCGUCGUCGAACCCCAACCCCAACCCCAAGGCCCUGCCAUCAGAGCUCUCGGCUCUCUCUUCAAGCUCACCCAUGUCUACCUUUGGGACGAUGGUUCGGCCGAGACACCUCAAUGUUCAUCCUUCUCCGGACGCUCUAAAUCAGCUGAAGACGAUAAGGAUGAUACUGGCUCAAAUAUUCUUUCUUCAACCAGAGAUUAUAGCCCUUUACCUGAAGAAAUGGAACUCACCGAACAGAUGAAUGCAUUAGGGCUUCCUCUUUCCUUCCACACAAACAAAGAGAAGAUGGGAAUGGAUAAAGGCAAAAGAAAGGGUACACGCAUGAAGCAGUCAAACAGUCAUACAAAUAUUGUGGAUGGAGCAAUUGAAAUAUGCAAAGUGAGUGAGGGGGAGAUUUUAUCUCCUACUAUUUUUCAUGAUAAUACGAGCAGUUCUUUAUGUUCUAUGUCAAUGCUGGGGCAAAGUGAAUCAUCUAAUUAUGAUGUUGCAGUGGAUGUCAAAAUAUCCCAUUGGCCCGCUGAUGAAGGAGAUAAUUCAGCAAGUUCAACUAGGAUCACUUGUGACAAUGAUAAGGAACAAGUUUUUGAGGGAAUAUCCAACAUUUUACCCGAUGAUGGCUUGGAUUGUGGCUCUGUACCCAGUUCUAUACUGUUCAAGGAUGACAUGAAAAAUUCAGCUAAUUUGAUUAACUUGGAUAAGGUACUUUGUAGGGGGAGCUAUUUGACAGAUACUAGCUUUGACAAUGAUAAGAAAGAAUAUAAUGGAAGAUUACUGGAUUAUGAAUGUAUAGAAAGGUUAUCGGCUGCUUACCAUGAUAAAGAAAAAGUGGAUAAUUCAGACAAUAACAGCAAUGGGCAACCAUAUCUUCCUGAUUCAUUUGCAUGUACUCCUGUUCCAAAAAUGCUAGAGGAGGAUGGAACUGAUAGCUUGAACUGCAAUGAUGAUCAUGGGUAUUGGAUGGUGUAUCGGGACACUUUCUACAAUAGAAACUAUUUUUACAAUAUCAAAACACAUGCGUCUACAUGGUACCCGCCUGAGGGCCUGGAAUAUUUGGCAUAUGGUGACGUUAAUAAUGAGUCGAAUGAAGUGACUACCGAGGUAACAAAACUGGAUGUUAGCCCUGCUGAAGACGCAAGUCAUGUGUAUAAUUUGCAAACUAGAGUUGAGUCGUCUCAUGAACGCAAGAAUAAUGAUAAACUUGGGAAUUGGCCACCUGAUGAGCUCUCAGUUGGGAUCAAACUUGGUGUAGACAACUCUCUUUCUGGUGUGGCUGUAACAUCGGCGAGCAGUUUUGAGCAUGCAGAUGCAAUUUUUGAGAUCAAUAUAAGUUGCACUAAUGAAAGAACAUUUUGCUUGAUACCAGAGACUAACAGUUGCAGUUCAGGAAUUAAAAUCAAGCCACCAGUUAAUGAUGAGGUCAGCAGUGGUGAGUUGCAACAGACAUAUGCUGAUAGACCCAAUGAACUGGAUUAUGUUGAUCUCCUUGAUAGACCUAGUAAAAUCAUCUCUUGCGAUGCAAGUUAUGAAGAUGAUGAAGUCUCUCAAGUUCUAGAUACCAGCAGGUUGACCAAGACACAUACUGAAGCAGCUUCCGAGUGUAGUGAUAUAACUUUUGGAAAUGUGGAUACAUUAACAGAUAAGAUAGAUACCCGUUGUGACCAUAUUAUGAAAAAACAAAAAAAGAAAGUGAGGAGAACACAAAGACAGAGAAAAUCCUCCAAUGACAAUGAAGAACUUGAGUUUGAAGGAAUUCUCAGAAAAUGUUCUGCUAAUAUUAGCAAAUACUGGUGGCAGAGAUACCUGCUCUUCUCUAAAUUUGAUAAUGGUAUAAAAAUGGAUGAAGAGGGAUGGUUUUCUGUCACUCCAGAGUCUAUAGCUAGACAUCAUGCAUCCCGUUGUGGCAGCGGCAUCAUAGUUGACUGUUUUACUGGGGUUGGCGGGAAUGCUAUACAAUUUGCUCUAAGGAGCAAACAUGUAACUGCAGUUGAUAUUGACGAAAAGAAGAUUGAUUAUGCGCAUCAUAAUGCUGCCAUCUAUGGAGUUAACGACCACAUAGAUUUCAUAAAGGGUGACUUUUUCAGUUUGGCACCAAAGUUAAAGGCGGACACAGUUUUUCUAUCACCUCCUUGGGGACCUGAUUAUGCUAAAGUGGAGACAUAUGAUAUCAAGACAAUGCUAAAGCCACAUGAUGGAUAUUUUCUCUUUAACACUGCAAAGAAAAUUGCUUCCAGGCUUGUUAUGUUUCUCCCAAGAAAUGUUGAUAUCAACCAAUUAGCAGAGCUGUGUUUAUCAGCUCAUCCUCCAUGGGCAGUAGAGGUUGAGAAGAAUCAUUUAAAUGGAAAGUUGAAGGCAAUAACUGCUUACUUCAAUGCUCCAGCAGUUGAUAAUGAAUCAGCCUGAUUCACAGCUGGGGAGAGUAGAUAGUUGAGAUGAUGAAGUAGUUGGGGCCAUUGAGUAUUUGUACAGUUUCGUAAGUUAUUCUGUGGACCAUCUAUGUUUGGGCAUUUUAAUUGUUAAAUGGGUGCAGGAUUAGCCAGUCUUGUAAAGGUUUUUACGAUAUCAACUGUAGUUAAUUGAAGUAUGUGCUUUUGUUGUAAA
This is a messenger RNA of Juglans microcarpa x Juglans regia, 2784 nucleotides long. RefSeq lists its product as uncharacterized. Gene Ontology annotation, biological process: 7-methylguanosine RNA capping; 7-methylguanosine cap hypermethylation. NCBI's taxonomy places the organism in Eukaryota, Viridiplantae, Streptophyta, Magnoliopsida, Fagales, Juglandaceae. Gene Ontology annotation, molecular function: RNA cap trimethylguanosine synthase activity; protein binding. The record is from RefSeq and is a predicted model, not a curated record. Gene Ontology annotation, cellular component: nucleus.